CAACGCGCUUCUCUCUCCCCCGCUGCAGGUUAGGUUAGGUUCGGUGUACCUUCCGUGCGUCGGUAAGCAACUGCAAGCAAAAAAAAAAAAAAAAAAGAAAAAAAAAUCGAUGAGCUCUGUUGCUGCGUUCCUCGGCAGACAGGAUUCGUCAGAACUGCGUCACUGUGACUGUGGACGAACUCGAGCGGAGGGGGACGACGAGGAGCCGCCAUACAUUCUUCGCAGCGCAGCCAGAAAACGCGCAGGACAGGAGGGGCAGGGUCCGAGGCAGCAGCCACUCCGCAUUUCUAAUAAGUCAUCCGUGCUCCUAAUAAUUAUUUAAUACUAGAGCGGACGCCGCGCUCUUACUCGGAACAGGUAGGAAGCGCGCUGCGCGCACACGGAGACGCGCUCCUUUCUUUCAGCACCUUGGAGAGAGACGCGGCGGCACCAUGGCUCCUGCGCUGGCGGAGGUAGAAGCCCCCUUCGCUGAUGUACCAGUUAUGGUUGGCGUUGUCAGCAUCUUCGGGCUGGUCUUCAGCGUCUCCCUUUUUUCGUGGAUUUGCUGCCAACGCAAGUCCGCAAAGGCCAACAAGACACCCCCGUACAAGUUCGUACACAUGCUGAAGGGUGUGGACAUCUACCCAGAAAGCAUGAGUGGCAAGAAGAAGUUUGGAGCUACUGAGAAGACAGAUGUGAAUGUUAAGCAGGCGUCCAGUCCUUCUGGGGGCAGGGCUGCUCUACACCUGGACCUGGAGAAGCGAGAUCUGAAUGGAAACUUCACAAAGCCCCCUCAAGGCAAAGUGCGGAGCUCCCCAGACUUAGAGCUGUCAUCUCCUCACCCGGGUCUUGACCAGACCGGAAAGGAAAUGAGCUCACCGACAAGUGGCCUUUCCAGCCAGGACAUCACUCCCGCGGACAAAGGCCAGGACAAAGAAGGUGGCCUGGGCACGCUCUUUUUCUCACUCGAGUACAAUUUUGAGAAGAAGGCUUUUGUUGUCCACAUCAAGGAGGCCCAUGGGCUUUCUGCCAUGGAUGAGCAGUCCCUGACUUCUGACCCCUACAUUAAGCUGACCCUCCUUCCAGAGAAGAAGCACAAAGUGAAGACCCGUGUCCUAAGGAAGACUCUGGAUCCUGCCUUCGAUGAGACGUUCAGCUUUUACGGCAUUCCCUACAGCAAAAUUCCUGAACUUGCCCUCCACUUCAUGGUACUCAGCUUCGAUCGCUUUUCUCGCGAUGAAGUAAUCGGCGAGACGUUGGUCCCGUUAGCUGGAAUCGACCUGUCCGAGGGCCGCAUCCUCAUGAACCGAGAGAUCAUCAAGCGCAACAUUAGGAGGGCGGCAGGCAGAGGGGAACUGCUGGUGUCCCUCUGCUAUCAGUCCACCACCAGCACUCUGACGGUCGUGGUGCUCAAAGCUCGCCACCUGCCCAAGACGGAGAACAGCGGGCCCUCAGAUCCGUACGUGAAGGUGAACCUGUACUACGGUAAGAAGAGGGUGUGUAAGAAGAAGACCCAUGUGAAGAAGUGCUCCCCAAACCCCGUGUUCAAUGAGCUGUUUGUGUUCGACGUGCCGUCCGAGGAGGGCCUGCGGGACACCGGCGUGGAGCUCCUGCUACAGGACUCGGACAGGAGCGCCCGGAAUCCCGUCAUCGGGCGGCUGCUGCUGGGCACCACGUCGCCGGGCACCUCGGGCGAACACUGGCGCGAGAUCUGCGACCACCCUCGCAGACAGAUCGCAAAGUGGCACGUGCUGGCUGAAGACUAGCCCCGCCCCCAGCGUGCCUUGCCGAAGGAACUGGGCCAGGGGGGUUGUUUCGAGUGAUGUCACCAUUCUGUCGUUUAAUCAAGUUACCGUGUUGUGCCUCUGCGACGGGGAGAGGCCAGUAAUCCGAACCAUUAACGAUUCCAAAGACAGCAACCCGAUUCCCGCUCAUGCGACUUUCCGUAUUUAACUCCAGAUACAUCUCAGUCUUGUUGAGUGCAGCAGAGUAUCAUUACUGUCGCUAUCACUGCUCUUCUUCUAUUGCUAUAUUAUUACUGUUGUUAUGAUUACUAUUCGAUUGUGAACUGCUCUUGACGGUAAACAAAGGAGAAAAAGAUCAAAAACUGUUAAUAGCACUGUAAAAAAUAAUGUGGAUUAUUCUUUUAUUUUUUAAGAGACAAUCUUUCAUUUAACGAAUAUUUUGUUUAUUUUGUUCUUUUUGUACUUCUUGGUUCUCUUGAGUAUGUUUUGUAAGUAAAAGUGGUAUUUCAUAUCUCAUAUCUCGGUAGAUGGAGAGCAGCCUAAAUUAGGCGAAGCACGGAACGAGGCGAGUUGUGCUGUGCGGCGCACGCGAGACGUGUGCGUGCGGUCCGUGUGUCGGAGCGGGGUGUCGGAGGCACAGUCUUGCUCUCUGCUCUUUACUGUGAGCACAAAGACCGUUUGAAUACAUGUACCGUA
This is a messenger RNA of Scleropages formosus (Asian bonytongue), 2420 nucleotides long. RefSeq names its product synaptotagmin IV (gene syt4). Bases 432 to 1745 code for a protein of 437 amino acids. Gene Ontology annotation, biological process: vesicle fusion; calcium ion-regulated exocytosis of neurotransmitter. The transcript is spliced from 4 exons. The record is from RefSeq and is a predicted model, not a curated record. Lineage: Eukaryota; Metazoa; Chordata; Actinopteri; Osteoglossiformes; Osteoglossidae. Gene Ontology annotation, cellular component: synapse; plasma membrane; axon. Gene Ontology annotation, molecular function: calcium ion binding; SNARE binding; calcium-dependent phospholipid binding.